Messenger RNA from Daucus carota subsp. sativus, 1079 nucleotides. RefSeq lists its product as uncharacterized. NCBI's taxonomy places the organism in Eukaryota, Viridiplantae, Streptophyta, Magnoliopsida, Apiales, Apiaceae. Gene Ontology annotation, molecular function: peptidyl-tRNA hydrolase activity. Gene Ontology annotation, cellular component: cytosol; mitochondrion. The transcript has 8 exons. Bases 145 to 723 code for a protein of 192 amino acids. The record is from RefSeq and is a predicted model, not a curated record.
AAAAAUUACAAAAUUAUAAUUUUGCUAUAUGUUCGUGAAGUUAACGUCCUAAUCUCUUCCCACUCAUCCGAAUAUCCAAUACUUCUCUGCUCCUCCACUUUAAUCUUCAUCUUCUCAUCACAUAAUUCAGAAAAACCAACACUAAUGCCGGCAAAUUCCUCUCAAUUAUCCAAAAGGGGAGAUAAGAGGGGGAAAGAAUGGUUGGCGGUGAAUUUCAAGCCAGAGAACUUUAUACCAGGACUUAUAAUUGGGUUUGUGUUUGGGUUUUUAUUUGAUAUGGCAAAACCCCUUAAAGAUUAUGCAAUUGGGAGCUGUUCGUCUCUUUCGAGAACCCGAAAGCAACAGACUUUGGCCUUGAGGAACCCGAAUGAGGAGCUCAAGAUGGUUUUAGUAGUUAGACAAGAUUUGAAGAUGGGAUCAGGAAAGAUUGCUUCUCAAUGUGCUCAUGCUGCAACUGGCCUUUAUUCAGAGCUUAUUCAAAGCCAACGCGCUCUCGUGCGACAAUGGGAGCAUUGUGGGCAAGCAAAAAUAGUUGUCACUUGCAAGAAUCAACAAGAGAUGAAUAAGCUGAAGGAAAUGGCUGAAAACAUUGGCCUUCCAACUUACAUGGUUGCUGAUGCAGGACGCACACAGGUUGCCUCUGGAUCAAAAACGGUUCUCGCUAUUGGACCUGGAUUUAAGUCGGCAGUAGAUUCAGUAACAGGGAAACAGCAUCUGCUUUGACGUGUAAAUGAUAUUGUAUUAUCACAUCAUCAUAGUUUGACCUUGGUCCUACAUUGUUCCUUCAUAGACAGUCCUCUUGAGUACAUUUGACACAUCCUUCAAGAGAAGUUGAUCUGCAGGAGGAUCUUUCCGAUACUGAUUCCCUCAGCACAUGGCUUAUUAGACGCCCAGUGGCUCUAGAUGUCAGUAAAGGAACAAUAGGUAGCUAAGAUAUUGAAUUACUCUUGUUGUAUGUGCACUUAAACUUAAGAACUGUCAGUUUGCCACAUCUUUUUUUGAGAGAGCAAUUUGCCACAUUUAAAUUGAUUGUAUACAGUGUUUUUUAAGUUGUUCUCCAUCCUUGUUUUCUUCUUGUA